AUUGUGUUAGUGACAGCGAGAUCUCGGGUUGAGCGCACGUCAAAAUGGUUGUGAGCAGGAAAGUAAAUGAAGACCUCCAGAAAGAGCGGGACGGAUGCACGUUCAAUGUGCAAGAGUUGACACAUUAUCUGGAUGGAGGGGAGAAGAUUACUAUGUAUCGGAAGGAAUUGGAGGACAGAGUCCUGAACGUCCAAGGUCUAAGAGACAAAGUGCCCGAAGAAUAUUUCAGCCACAAGGAGCGCUAUGAGAACGCGGUGCGGAAGGCGGUCAUCAUGCACCAGGCCUUGGGAAACCUGGAUGAGAACAACCUCAACGAGGAGGAGAAAGCCAGGUUAGGCCUCCGCACCACAAUAUCAUCAGCCAUCUUUAAAGACAACUCUCCGCUGAUGCUGCACUACUCCAUGUUCCCCAACGUCAUCGCCGGACAGGCAGAUGAUGAACAACAGAAAUACUGGCUGCCGAAGAUCAGGAACAUGAAAAUCAUUGGGACAUAUGCUCAGACCGAGUUAGGCCACGGCACUUUCAUCCGUGGUCUUGAGACGACGGCCGAAUACGACCCCAAGACUGAAGAGUUCGUCCUGAACAGCCCCAAGUUGACGGCGUACAAGUGGUGGCCCGGAGGAUUGGCGCACACAGCCAACCACUGCGUCGUGAUGGCCCACACAUACAGCCGCGGCAGAAGCUGCGGCAUCCAGCCCUUCAUUGUUCAGAUUCGAGACCUGGACACCCACAUGCCGAUGAAGGGUGUGAAGCUGGGCGAGAUAGGCGCCAAGCUGGGCUUCAACACUGUCAAUAAUGGGUUCCUGGGCUUCGAGAACCAUAGGAUACCUAGGGAUAGAAUGCUGAUGAAGUAUUCUCAGAUGAAGAAGGAUGGUACAUUCGUAUCGGGACCUAGCAGCAAGCUAGUCUACGGAACCAUGGUCUAUGUCAGAAUGACCAUCCUGUGUCACAUGGGGAAUUGCCUUGGGAAAGCGGUUACCAUCGCCACACGCUAUGCGGCUGUUAGGAGGCAGUCGCAACCUAAGCCUAAUGAACCAGAGCCCCAGAUCCUAGACUACGUGACGCAACAGCACAAGCUGUUCGUUUCCAUAGCGACCAGCCAGGCGUACUACAUAAACUGCUACCGGCUCUGGACCAUCUACAAGAAGGUCAAUGAUGAGCUAGCCACCGGGAACCUGGAGAACUUGGCCGAGCUGCACGCCCUAUCCUGCUGCCUCAAAGCAACGACCACAGCAGACACAUCAAUACUAGUGGAGCGCUGUAGAACGUCGUGUGGCGGUCACGGAUACAUGCUUUCUUCGAAUCUGCCGCAGACAUACGCCAAUGUAACUGCUGCGUACACUUACGAGGGAGAGAACACCGUCCUUCACUUGCAAACUGCGAGGGCUCUGAUGAAGGCUGGCACGCAAGUGGCAUCAGGACAGACGGUAAGCCCAUCCAUGGCUUACCUGGCCGACCGCAGCAAAAUUACCAAGUGGGACAACUCCGUCAAAGGAAUCAUCAAGGGAUUCGAGAAAGUCGCUGCCGGGAAAGUGGAGGCGUGCCUAUACAGCAUGCAGAGGCACAUGAACGACGGCAAAAGCCAACAAGAUGCGUGGAAUCUUACGUCGGUGCAGCUAGUUGCUGCUUCCGAGGCUCACUCCCGAGUGAUUCUCCUGUCAGUCUACAAGUCAGAGCUAGAAGCGACCUCCUUCGCCCUUAGCGGGGAAACUAGGACAGUUCUAUACCAACUGUUGGAGCUAUACACGGUCUACUGGGCGCUGGAGCGACUAGGCGACUUAUUGCUGUAUACCCCCAUAACCGCGACGAACGUGCAAGAGUUGCAACAGCGGUAUGAAACGCUGCUGGGGAAGAUCAGGCCCAAUGCUGUGGGGCUGGUAGACGCUUUCGACUUCAGAGAUGAGGUCCUCAACUCCGCGCUGGGCGCGUACGACGGGCGCGUGUACGAGCGCCUCAUGGAGGAGGCUCUCAAGAGCCCGCUCAACGCUCAACCCGUCAAUGAGAGCUUCCACAAAUAUCUGAAGCCCCUUAUGCAGGGAAAACUGGUACCUCAUAAACUAUAGACCUCUUAUUAUAAAAU
Molecule: messenger RNA, 2080 nt
Organism: Cydia amplana
Lineage: Eukaryota; Metazoa; Arthropoda; Insecta; Lepidoptera; Tortricidae
Product: probable peroxisomal acyl-coenzyme A oxidase 1
Exons: 14
Coding region: 45-2063 (672 amino acids)
Biological process (GO): lipid homeostasis; fatty acid beta-oxidation using acyl-CoA oxidase
Cellular component (GO): peroxisome
Molecular function (GO): acyl-CoA oxidase activity; FAD binding; fatty acid binding
Source: RefSeq, a predicted model, not a curated record